AUGGCAAAGCUGUGGCAUCUCAUGCUCCUGUUCUGGGCAUGGAGUCCUCUGUGUCUGCCAUCCAGUGUAAGCUUCAUUGGUAAACCAAAGGAGUGUAAAAAGGCUCACUUUGUCCCUGGUUACAAUCUGGGUGGAGAAGGCUUCGACAUUGUCUCGAUGGAGCGGAAAGGUGCCUAUGUCAUCGACACUGAAACAUGGAAGCUUGCCAAUGGCACUUGCAGGCUAUACAGAAACAACUACAGGAAUGGAGAGAGCCAGAAGGUCCCAGUUGCUGUAGUGGACUGGAGAACCCUCCCCAAGUGCAGUUUGAAGGUCUCCAGUACAGUCUACGACUCUGCUGAAAGUCUUGUCAGUGAUUCCACAUCAUCGGUGUCCAAUAACUGGACACUUGGCCUUGACAUACCUGUAGAUCCAAAUGUCACUGUUGGUGGUGGCUUAGGAGGAUCCCACUCCAGAGAAUCUACCUUUAGCAUGCAAAAGUCCAAACAAGAUCGCUACACCUUCUUAAGCCAUUCCGUCCACUGUAGUUUCUACCGCUACAGACUGGCAACAAGACCUCCACUGAGUCAUGAGUUUGAAUCAGCCGUGAACAACCUUCCUCCGUAUUCACAUAAAACAGAGACAUUAUAUCGCAAUCUGAUUGACACAUAUGGUACACAUUACAUCAUACAAGUGUCUCUGGGAGGGGAGAUAAAGGCCAUCACUUCCAUCAGGACUUGCCAGGCAACCAUGAAUGGACUGUCAGCAACAGAAGUCAGUGACUGUUUGUCAGUUGAGGCCUCAGCUAGCUUUGAAAGUAGCGCCAGCAUUAACGCCACAUUAGCACACUGUCAGGCAGAGAAGAAGAAGUUAGGCUCUAACCAAAGUUUCAGUAGCAGUUUCAAUGAGCGUAUCACAGAGGUCACUGGUGGAAACAUUGAUGGAGCUGAUAUCCUAUUUCAAGGCCAAUCAAACCCCUCUGUCUAUAACAGCUGGCUUAACUCACUGAAAGACAUCCCUGAUGUGGUCCGAUACAAUUUAAAGCCCCUGCACACCAUACUGCCAAGUGGUCAUCCUGCCAGCGCUGGACUGAAGAAAGAGGUGGAGACGUACAUCAAGAAAAAUGCAGUGUUGAAGAAAUGCUCAGAAAGCUGUAAGAUUGGGCACAGGUCCAACAAAAGGGACCCAUGUGCUUGUGUUUGCAACAGAAAUCAGAAUAUCGCGUCCAACUGCUGUCCUGCUGGGAAAGGUCUUGCAACAUUAAAGGUCUUCAAGCUCUAUGCACGAGGUCUGUAUGGUGAUAAGUGGACUCAGACAGAUGGUUCAGUUCAGGUGACAUAUGGUGUUCAGAAUAAGCGCACUGACAUCAUCAGUAACAAUGACAAUCCUAAAUGGUCAGACACAUUUGAAUUUGGACCCAUAACCAUCAACAUGAAAGAUAAACUUAAGUUCAGUAUUUAUGAUGAGGAUAGUUACUGGAACAGUGAUCUGCUUGGUGAGUGUUCAUUUAAUCUGCGUAGUGGGAAGGUGAGUAACACUUGUAUGUUAGACCAUGGUACCUUCUACUUCUCCUACAUAGUAGAGUGCGCAGAAGGUCUUAGUGGUAACCGAUGUCAAGAGUACACACCCUCUCCCAUGAGUCCCUCUCUGACCAAACUCUUCUACACCCGAAAUGGGAUCCUUCUUGGAGAGAUGGGGAAGAAGAAAGCUAAAUCAGUCAGUCAGGUUGAGGCCAGAUCGGGUGAUGAGUGAAUAAGGAUUUGAUUUUAUGAUGAUCUUGCAUGUAGUUAAUUGCAUAUUUUGUCCCUUUGUUUGCAAAAAUAAGUAUAUAUGUUCUCAAUUUCUUAAAUUUAACCCAAAUAUGUGUUUGUGAGUACUUAUGUUUGAUAAUCCACCUUUUCAUCUGCUUCUUUCUUGUUAGUUACAAAUAAACGACA
This is a messenger RNA of Micropterus dolomieu (smallmouth bass), 1916 nucleotides long. RefSeq names its product perforin-1-like. The transcript has 4 exons. The record is from RefSeq and is a predicted model, not a curated record. Bases 1 to 1731 code for a protein of 576 amino acids. NCBI's taxonomy places the organism in Eukaryota, Metazoa, Chordata, Actinopteri, Centrarchiformes, Centrarchidae.